UCAUCAAUAAGAUAGAUAAAUUAAUUUUGAAAAUAUUAAAUAAUAAAAACAAAUAAUAAAAUAGCAAAGAAAACCAAAAUCAUCAAUAAGAUAGAUGUGGUGUAUUUGGCAACACCGCGGGGCGACCAAAAAGUUAGUCUCAGCCGGUGUGUCCAAGAGGCAACAACGUUUUCACGUGCGGUACCGUGGUCAAAUAAAGAACCUUUAUUUUUGUGAUAUUAAAGUGGAAGUAAUUAACUUUACUGUUUUCUUUCGAAAACCCAGUCCGCCGACAUAUCAUUUUGGCGACGAGGAUGGGAUACCACGAGUAUUCGCGCUAAAGUCUAUGAAGAAACGUGUUACUUUUCCCGGUACGUAAGCGCGACACGCCAGCCGAAAAAAGUUAACAUGGCGUCCUUCGGAAACAUUGAACAUUUCAACGUUAACGAUUCGAAAAGCUGGGACUCUUACAAGGAACGCCUCGACUUUUACUUGACCGCUAACGACAUAACGGACGCGGGAAAGAAAAAGGCCGUAUUUCUGAGCAUCUGCGGACCGGCGACCUACGAUAUAAUUCGAUCGCUCAUAGCACCAAUGAAGGUAACGAAAAAGACUUACGAGGAAAUAAUCAAGGCCUUGUCUGAUCAUUUCGCACCUCGUACGUCAGAGAUCGUUUCCCGAUUCAAGUUUUAUCAGCGGGACCAGCACCCCGAGGAAUCCAUUUCCGUCUACAUCAAAGAGCUACGCCGGUUGGCCGAAAGUUGUGAAUUCGAUAACCUUGAGAUUAUGUUGCGUGAUAGACUCGUAUGCGGCGUGCGCGAUGACGGGCUCCAACGACGACUUCUAGCGGAAGAAAACAUUACCUUCAAAAAAGCGCAUGAUAUGUGCCUUGCUUACGAGGUGGCAGCACGCAGCCUUGCAAUCAUCAAGGAAGGCGGCGGACAAUCAGCUGAUGUGCAUGACGUAAACGCACGCGAAAAGGUAAACAAAGAUCCCUCGAAGCUGAAAACAAGCGUUUCGCGAGUUUCCAAAAGGUGUUUUCGCUGCGAAGAAAAGCACUCCCCAGACUCGUGUGUUUACAAAAACGCAAAGUGCAAAUUUUGCUGGAAAAUAGGACACGUAGAACAUGCAUGUUUCUCAAAGAAAAAACAUUCAAAACAAAAACUAAAAGUGAACCAACAAUCUAGUGAAAGCAGUUUCGAAAACGUGCCACAAAACGAGAACAGUUCGGAAGACCAGGUGUACCAUUUUUCGCUUUACAGUGUGAAAUCGGACAGCAUCACUGGGACAAUUCUCCAAAGGUGAAACCAUGUAAUUUCGACAAUUGGCGAGUGUUACGUGAACGUACAACGGGGACAAAAAAGUGCUACACUUCCACUUAUUGUUACUGAAGGCAAC
Cylas formicarius (sweet potato weevil) is the source of this 1377-nucleotide messenger RNA. RefSeq lists its product as uncharacterized. The record is from RefSeq and is a predicted model, not a curated record. The transcript is spliced from 2 exons. Bases 388 to 1284 code for a protein of 298 amino acids. Lineage: Eukaryota; Metazoa; Arthropoda; Insecta; Coleoptera; Brentidae.